AUGCCGAUCCUACUCUCCAACGAGGACUACACGGUCGGCUGGAUAUGCGCCCUCCCGGUCGAGCUCGCUGCCGCACAAACCGUCCUCGACGAAAGACACGAGCCUCUGCCCGCAAGAGCAGGAGAUGCCAACGUAUACGCAUACGGGCGUAUACAUGACCACAAUGUCGUUGUUGCAUGUCUCCCGGCUGGAUUGAUCGGGACCAACUCAGCUGCCUCGGUGGCCAUGCACAUGCAUCGAUCCUUCGGCUGCUUGCGAUUUGCCCUAAUGGUCGGCAUCGGCGGAGGUGUCCCAAGCAAAGCGCAUGACAUUCGACUUGGGGAUGUCGUUGUAGGGCAGCCUGUGAAUGGAUACGGUGGUGUCAUACAAUACGACUUUGGAAAAUCCAGACCGAACGGGUUUGAACGCACUGGCUUCCUCAAUGCUCCGCCGGCUAUUCUACUGAGUGCUGUUUCGAUGAUACGUGCGAAGCACAGCUCCGCACCUGGAGCACCGUCUUCUCAUAUGCUAGAGAAAGGGAAUAUAGCGACGUCUGCACGGCCGUCCGUCGAUACCGACAUCCUAUACGAAGUCGCGAUGGACGACGCGGAACCACGGAUCAUACAGAGGCCGCCACGUUCAAAUCUGGACGUUGAGGUUCACUAUGGCACGAUAGCUUCCGGCAACCAAGUCAUGCGACAUGCAGCAGAACGAGACCAAGUCAGUAGAGAAUUUGGCGGGGUGCUCUGCUUUGAAAUGGAGGCCGCCGGGCUGAUGAACAAUUUCCCAAGCCUUGUUAUUCGUGGGAUUUGUGACUACGCCGAUGUUCACAAGACCAAAAACUGGCAAGAGUUUGCCGCUGCGACAGCUGCUGGAUAUGCCAAACAGCUUCUUUGCGAGGUGCCGAGGGCAGAAGUUGUCAAGAUCGGGGCCGUCAAUGACAGGAGUGGCAUGAAAAAUCGAAUCGUGUCCCUCCCGUUUCAAAGGAACUACAAGUUUGUGGGCCGCGACGAGAUACUCCAAGAGCUUCAGAAGCGACUCUUCCUGGACGAAGACUGUAACGACUUGGCAAUCUAUGGACUUGGGGGCAUAGGAAAGACCCAGAUCGCGCUCGCCUUUGCCAAUUUGAUUGCAAAGACCCAACCUGACAUGUCCAUUUUCUGGAUUGUCGCAUUGAGCCACGCCACAGUUGAGAAGUCAUUCCUUGACAUUGCCGGACAACUUAGGCUAACAGCCUCGUCCCACAGCAAGGAAGACAUCAAGAUCGUUGUGAAACACCAUCUAGAAGAUCGAGACUUCGGACGCUGGCUCCUGAUAGUCGACAACGUCGACGACGAGAGUCUCGUAGACUUGCUUCUUGAAUGUGUUCCAGGUAGCGACACCGGGUUCAAGCUUUACACAUCGAGAAGUACUCGUGUGGUCCAGGACUUGGUCGGUGGCGACGCCAUCGAAAUCGAGCGACUGGGAAAAGUUGAAGCCCUACGUCUUAUGAGCCAAUCUCUUCUCCAUUGCAAUGCUAUCAACGACCAAACCGAAAUGCAGUCGCUCUGCGAAGAGCUGGAAUGCUUGCCCCUUGCCAUGACGCAAGCCGCAGCGUACAUGAACAAGAACAAAAUCUCGCCAGGAAAGUAUCGAGAGUUACUGAAAGGCGCCGAUCAGGACUUGAUCGACCUAAUGAGCAUCGAGAACAGAGAUCGCACGAGAUAUCAACAAGUCGGACAUGCCGUAGCGACAACUUGGGUCGUAUCCUUCAAUCAAAUCAUGGAGCAAGAUACCACUGCUGCCGAUCUACUGAAGUUCAUCUCUUGUGUGGAGUGGCGGGACAUUCCGCUACCCAUGCUGCCAAAGGCGGGCUCCAAUUCUCAGAUGACCUCUGCAAUAGGGGCAUUGUGUGCAUACUCGUUUCUUACAUCCUCUAAUCAUCAAGAAACAUACAACAUGCACCGUCUGGUCCACCUUGCCACACGGAUCUGGGUUCAAACGUACGAUGAGGCGAGUGUGAUCCACACUGCAGUGAUGGCGCAUAUGGGGGCCGUUUUUCCUCCCGCCCUUUGGCAGAAUCGUGCCGAUUGGCGUGCAUUUCACCCACACGCGGCACGCCUACUUCGCGACUACAAUGGCAGAGAGGACAAGGGAGUAGCCCGAUUAUGUCAUUCGGUGGGAAAAUCUCUUCUCGCGGACUGGAGAACCGAAGAAGCUAUACAUUGGCUCGAGACAUCCCAGGAAGUACUGAUUGGACUCAGCGACGGCGAUGAAUACUUACUUGAGGUGCAUCAUGACUUGGCAGAGGCCUGGUGCGACAUUCAUCAGGAGCUGAAGGCGGUCCAAUUGCUCGAGAAUGUUGUUGCAAAACGCCGAAGUGUGCUUGCAGAGCAUCACAUCGAUCUAGUACGAUCUGAAAUCUUACUUGCAGAUGUUUAUAGAUCGGUCGGACGCUGGGAGGAAGGAUUGGCCAUGUUGGAGCGAGCAGCCGCACACGUCACGAAAAUCGAGUCGCAAAAGCUAGUAGAAGACGACCUGUCUCGACUCACCUCGAUGCAUUGGCUAGGACGGGCUUACAUGCAGGUGGGCGACUCACCUUCGGUAUUUAAAGCACUGUUAGUCCUACAGCAGGUCGUGUCAAUCCGGACACGAGCGCUAGCAGAGUCCGAUCCUUACCGACUUGCCUCAGAGCAGGAACUUGCACGGGCAUAUCUCCAGACUGGCUGGCGGGAAGCCACGGCGCUGGCCAUUGAGUUGUUAGAACAUGUUGUGGAAGUCGAUUCAAAAAAUUUGAAAGAUGAUGACACCUCAAGGGCGUUUUCGCGGAGUUUACUCAACGAAGCAUAUGCAGCGAGAGAACGCCUACAGCAGAAGGACGGCAAGAGAAACCAUGAAAGUCGGAGAGUAUCCCCACACGCCUUGAACCAACAAGUUCUCAAGGAUCCUGCUGCACCAACAAAUGCUCCUCAGCAACCGCCUCUUCGUCCCCGAACUCUUCCAGAUGCUUCACAUCCUGUGCCUCCAAAGGCAUGCCUGCCGGCUUGA
Messenger RNA from Zasmidium cellare ATCC 36951, 3006 nucleotides. RefSeq lists its product as uncharacterized. The record is from RefSeq and is a predicted model, not a curated record. Gene Ontology annotation, molecular function: protein binding; catalytic activity; ADP binding. Gene Ontology annotation, biological process: nucleoside metabolic process. Lineage: Eukaryota; Fungi; Ascomycota; Dothideomycetes; Mycosphaerellales; Mycosphaerellaceae. The transcript is spliced from 3 exons. The coding region runs from base 1 to 3006 and encodes 1001 amino acids.